Molecule: messenger RNA, 3322 nt
Organism: Populus euphratica (Euphrates poplar)
Lineage: Eukaryota; Viridiplantae; Streptophyta; Magnoliopsida; Malpighiales; Salicaceae
Product: U-box domain-containing protein 35
Exons: 8
Coding region: 398-2578 (726 amino acids)
Biological process (GO): protein phosphorylation
Molecular function (GO): protein kinase activity; ATP binding
Source: RefSeq, a predicted model, not a curated record
UUAUGUCCCUGUAGGUUUGGUUUGACUACUAAGUCAAAUUUCCGAGAUAUCCAAACAAAGUAUUUACUAUUCAAAGCAUAAAGAGGUUUAUCACAAGCAAAGUCUCAACAUAUAUCGUUGUAUAAACAAGUACAGAGAGAAUGUCCUGGCCAAAUUUGCCUAAAAGAAGCGAGGGAGGUGGGAAGGAGAGGCACGAGAGUUGGAAAGGAAUGAAAAGAAGUUAAGCAUUAGUUUCUUUCUACCUUUUUUUCUCUCUUUCUGUCUCUUUUUACCCCCUUUAGCCAGACUUAACCUGUGGUGGUUUUGGAGAUCCUGACGCCAAUUUUUGUGGCAUCGAAAACCUGACCUUAAUUAUCCAUAUUUCUUAUUCGAGGGGCAUCAUCAGCAACAUUCCUAAAUGCCUUCCAAUGCCACAGCUGAUGACAAUGGUGAUUCACUCUUCAAUGCCACUGCUGUAGCCAUUGACAAAGACAAGAACAGCCAGCAUGCUUUUCGUUGGGCUGUUGAUAAUUUCGCAAGAAAUAACCCGGUUAUUGUCCUAAUUCAUGUCAAGCACAAAAACCAUCAAUAUAAAGUUGCUGAUGGUCAGGCUGAGGAGGUGCAGCGGCUUUUCACUUCCUCCCGUGGAUAUUGUGCCCGUAAAGGGGUUCGUUUAAAGGAGGUAGCACUAGAUCACAUUGAUGUUGCCCAGGCGGUCGCGGACUACAUCAACAGCAGUUUAAUUGGAAAUAUUGUUUUGGGAGCAUCAGGAAGAAAUGUUCUUACAAGGAAAUUCAAAAACCAAGAUGUGCCAACUAGCUUAAUGAAAAUUGCCCCGGAUUUUUGUUCUGUUUAUGUAAUCAAUAAAGGAAAGAUCCUCUCUUCCAAAAAAGCACAACGAAGGCCUCCUAGUGCACCACAAAAGACACCAUCUAUGCCAGCAGUUACAUCUCGAAGUCAGCAGGAUAAUGCUGAACUAGAUUCAGGUGGAGUUAGAGCACAGACACGGAAGAGAGAGUGUAGAAGUACAGAACCAGGUGGAUUUUCUUCAGACAAGGUCCAUGAUCUCAUUAGAGAACCACAACAUGAGAGAGGAAGAAAGUCCAUUCCUAAUUUCUCAAUGGAAAGCACUGACCCUCCCUUCUCUGCCUCUGAUGCAUCUCAAAAUACAGGGACAUUCGCGUUGGCAAUCAUGGACAGCUCGGCCCAAGGUUUAGAUAUUUCUGUUGCUUCAGCCUCCUCUCUGAACGAGUCAAACGCAGACUUCUUAGAAGCUGAGAUGAGAAGACUGAGGCUUGAGCUGAAUCAGACCAUGGCAAUGUACAGCACAGCUUGCAAAGAAGCACUUUCAGCCAAAAAAAAGGCUACUGAACUUAAUCAAUGGAAGGUUGACGAGGUUCGGAAGUUUGAGGAAACCAAGCUCGCAGGAGAGGCAGCUCUUGCCAUGGCAGAGCUGGAGAAGGCCAAGUGCAGAGUUGCCAUUGAAACAGCUGAGAAAUCACAGAAACUAGCAGAGAUGGAAGCUCGGAAAAGAAAACAGGCGGAGAUGAAAGCUGAGCGAGAGACAGGGGAGAAGAAUCGUGCUUUGAAUGCUUUGGCACACAAUGAUGUGCGGUACAGAAGAUACACUAUUGAAGAGAUUGAAGAAGCCACGAAUAAAUUCUCACCAUCAAAUAAAAUCGGUGAAGGAGGAUAUGGACCUGUGUAUAAAGGCAAACUUGAUCAUACCCCGGUUGCCAUUAAGGCUUUAAGACCUGGUGCUGCUCAAGGGAAGAAGCAGUUCCAACAGGAGGUUGAGGUUCUCAGCACCAUUAGACACCCACACAUGGUCCUUCUUCUUGGUGCCUGCCCUGAGUAUGGAGUCUUGAUAUAUGAAUGCAUGGACAACGGAAGCUUGGAAGACAGGCUGCUUCAAAAAGACAACACCCCUCCAAUUCCAUGGAGCACACGAUUCAAAAUAGCUGCUGAGAUUGCCACAGCCCUUCUGUUCCUCCACCAAACAAAGCCAGAGCCCCUUGUCCACCGGGACCUUAAGCCAGCAAAUAUUCUUUUAGACCGUAACUAUGUGAGCAAAAUUAGUGAUGUUGGCCUUGCUCGUUUAGUCCCUCCUUCUAUAGCUGAUAGUGUCACACGAUACCACAUGACCUCAGCUGCAGGUACAUUUUGUUAUAUAGAUCCCGAGUAUCAACAAACAGGAUUGUUAACUACAAGAUCAGACAUUUACUCAAUGGGAAUAAUGUUACUCCAAAUCAUCACGGCCAAGCCUCCGAUGGGUCUUGCUCAUCAGGUGGGGAGGGCAAUCGAAAGAGGAGGAUUUUCAGACAUGCUUGACCAAACAGUAUCGGACUGGCCUGUGGAAGAGGCGUUAAGAUUUGCUAUACUGGCAUUGAAGUGUGCUGAACUAAGGAAGAGAGACAGGCCAAGUCUUUCCACAGUUAUAGUGCCAGAACUUAACCGGUUGAGAGACUUCGGAAUGAACUCAGAACAGCAGCAGAGCCGUGGAGUAAGCAGCAGAGGUCGUAGUUGCAGUCCUCUUCCGCAUCCUACGUCAACUUCACCGGCAAGGAUGUCAAAUGCAACUCAGAUUGGUCAAUAUUGAGUAAUCAUAGAGGCACCAAUAUUCAACUUGUUUAAACUUUAAACUCGGUUGUUUGUUAUUAAGGUGCUGGGAUGGAUGAUAUAUAGCUGCAAAAUUUGUAGGAAUCAGGAGGACAAAAUAAGGGACCUUUUGAUGCUAAACAAAACUACAGGUCAUGACACUAGAGAAGUUGAAUUUGAUCACCCCAAAAUUACCUAAUCAACUACAAGGAUUCUUUUCACCGUUCAUUUUCCAUAUUGGGCCAUAGCAUGCGUUGGUUUCUGAAUGCAUCUAUUUUCUAAUGUGCUGUUUGGAUGCUAAUUAACCAGGAGAAAGCACGUACGUCCUGUAGAGGGAGAACUGAACAAGGUUCUAAUCAGGGAGAGGCCGACGGCCAAGAAAGUUAAGGCCCAACCUACAUGAACCAGCACCAGAAAGCUGCUUGCUGAUAGAAAAGAACGAAGUGUUCAUAAACCAAAGAGACAUGGAAAUUCAAGGAUGUUUGUAAUGUGAGUUCUGAUAUUUUUGUAAGAAAACAAGAUGAAACAAAGAGCCAUCUAUCAGAAAUGAUGGGAAACAAGAACCGUGAAUCUUCACUCUCUUGCGAAUGUGCCUUCUGUAUUCCAUUACUUUUGUUCUUCCAGCACAAUAGACAGUUAUUUUGUUUAUCUUCUAAUACUAGGCGGAGGUUGAAAGUACCUUUGAGACAGUGAAUAGAGAAACAAAAAGGCUAAAAGGUCAAAGGAAAUUUUAUCUUUACUCUAA